UGCGUCCCGGCUCGGAGCCCGCGAACCGGACGAGGAGGAAGGCGCCGCCGUGGCCGCGGCCGCAGUGCCCCGGGCGCCACUCGCCCCGAGCAGCGGCCCCGCCGACGACCCCGCUGCCGCCGGCCGCCGCUGAGCCCGCCCGGGAGACCGCUCGCCGCUCCCCAGCGCCCUCCCCGCCGGCACCCUCGCGCCCAGAGAAACAUGAUUCCGGUGACAGAGUUCCGGCAGUUCUCUGAGCAGCAGCCUGCCUUCCGUGUGCUGAAACCAUGGUGGGAUGUGUUUACCGACUACCUUUCGGUAGCUAUGCUGAUGAUCGGUGUGUUCGGAUGUACUCUGCAGGUCAUGCAAGACAAGAUCAUCUGCCUUCCAAAAAGAGUCCAGCCUUCUCAGAACCACUCUUCCGUUUCAAAUGUCUCUCAGGCAGUUGCCAGCACCACCCCACUGCCUCCCCCUAAACCGUCUCCUACUAACCCCGCCACCGUGGAAAUGAAAGGGCUGAAGACAGAUUUGGACCUUCAGCAGUACAGUUUCAUAAACCAGAUGUGUUACGAGCGAGCCCUCCACUGGUAUGCCAAGUAUUUCCCUUACCUUGUGCUCAUCCACACCCUGGUCUUCAUGCUCUGCAGCAACUUUUGGUUCAAAUUCCCCGGCUCCAGCUCCAAGAUAGAACAUUUCAUCUCAAUCCUGGGCAAGUGUUUUGACUCUCCGUGGACCACUCGGGCUUUGUCCGAAGUAUCUGGGGAGGACUCGGAGGAAAAGGACAACAGGAAGAACAACAUAAGCAGGUCCAACACCAUCCAGUCCGGUCCGGAAGGCAGCCUGGUCAACUCUCAGUCACUCAAGUCAAUUCCCGAGAAGUUUGUGGUGGACAAGUCCACCGCGGGAGCACUGGAUAAGAAGGAAGGUGAGCAAGCCAAGGCCUUAUUUGAGAAGGUGAAGAAGUUCAGGCUGCACGUGGAAGAAGGUGAUAUCCUAUAUGCUAUGUAUGUUCGCCAGACUGUACUGAAGGUUAUAAAGUUCCUGAUCAUCAUUGCCUAUAAUAGCGCCCUGGUUUCCAAAGUUCAAUUUACAGUGGACUGUAAUGUGGACAUUCAGGACAUGACUGGCUAUAAAAACUUUUCUUGUAAUCAUACCAUGGCACAUCUGUUCUCAAAACUGUCCUUUUGCUAUCUGUGUUUUGUGAGUAUCUACGGACUGACGUGCCUUUAUACCCUAUAUUGGCUCUUCUAUCGUUCUCUACGGGAAUACUCUUUUGAGUAUGUCCGGCAGGAGACUGGAAUCGAUGAUAUUCCCGAUGUGAAAAAUGACUUUGCUUUUAUGCUUCAUAUGAUAGAUCAGUAUGACCCCCUGUAUUCCAAGAGGUUUGCGGUGUUCCUGUCUGAAGUGAGCGAGAACAAAUUAAAGCAGCUGAACUUAAAUAACGAGUGGACACCUGACAAACUGAGGCAGAAGCUCCAGACGAAUGCCCAUAACCGGCUGGAAUUACCCCUCAUCAUGCUCUCUGGGCUUCCAGACACGGUGUUUGAAAUCACAGAGUUGCAGUCUUUAAAGCUCGAAAUCAUUAAGAACGUCAUGAUCCCAGCCACCAUCGCGCAGCUAGACAAUCUCCAAGAGCUCUCGCUACACCAGUGCUCAGUCAAAAUCCACAGCGCGGCGCUCUCUUUCCUGAAGGAGAACCUCAAGGUCUUGAGCGUCAAGUUUGAUGACAUGAGGGAGCUGCCCCCCUGGAUGUAUGGGCUCCGGAAUCUGGAAGAGCUCUACCUGGUUGGCUCUCUAAGUCACGAUAUUUCCAAAAAUGUCACUCUUGAGUCUCUGCGGGAUCUCAAAAGCCUUAAAAUCCUCUCUAUCAAAAGCAACGUUUCCAAAAUCCCUCAGGCCGUGGUGGACGUUUCCAGCCACCUCCAGAAGAUGUGCAUACAUAACGAUGGCACCAAGCUGGUGAUGCUCAACAACUUAAAGAAGAUGACCAAUCUGACGGAGCUGGAGCUGGUCCACUGCGACCUGGAGCGCAUCCCCCACGCCGUGUUUAGUCUGCUCAGCCUCCAGGAAUUGGACCUCAAAGAAAACAAUCUGAAAUCCAUAGAAGAAAUCGUUAGCUUCCAGCACUUGAGAAAGCUGACAGUGCUCAAACUGUGGCACAAUAGCAUCACCUACAUCCCAGAGCACAUCAAGAAGCUCACCAGCCUGGAGCGCCUGGCCUUCAGUCACAACAAAAUAGAGGUGCUCCCUUCCCACCUCUUCCUGUGCAACAAAAUCCGCUACUUGGACUUAUCCUACAACGACAUUCGGUUUAUCCCACCUGAAAUCGGAGUUCUGCAGAGUUUACAGUACUUCUCCAUCACCUGUAAUAAAGUAGAGAGCCUUCCAGAUGAACUCUACUUCUGCAAGAAACUGAAAACUCUGAAGAUUGGGAAGAACAGCCUAUCCGUACUCUCACCGAAAAUUGGAAAUUUGUUAUUUCUUUCCUACUUAGACGUUAAAGGCAAUCACUUUGAAAUCCUCCCACCCGAACUGGGUGACUGCCGGGCUCUCAAGCGAGCCGGGUUAGUUGUCGAAGACGCUCUGUUUGAAACUCUGCCUUCUGACGUCCGGGAGCAAAUGAAAGCAGAAUAACUUAUUUUUCUUUAAAGCUUGACUGACACGUGCUUCUACCAAAUACAGUAUCGAUAAUUAGGUAGUCUUAAUGCCUUUCCUAUUUUAUUUUUAUUUUUUUUCUCUUUCACACAAAACAAAAUGUACACAGAGAUUGAGCAAGGAGU
Messenger RNA from Hyaena hyaena (striped hyena), 2759 nucleotides. RefSeq names its product leucine rich repeat containing 8 VRAC subunit C (gene LRRC8C). The transcript has 3 exons. Lineage: Eukaryota; Metazoa; Chordata; Mammalia; Carnivora; Hyaenidae. The record is from RefSeq and is a predicted model, not a curated record. Gene Ontology annotation, molecular function: protein binding. Bases 202 to 2613 code for a protein of 803 amino acids.